Molecule: messenger RNA, 996 nt
Organism: Drosophila virilis
Lineage: Eukaryota; Metazoa; Arthropoda; Insecta; Diptera; Drosophilidae
Gene: Idi
Product: Isopentenyl-diphosphate delta isomerase
Biological process (GO): isoprenoid biosynthetic process; isopentenyl diphosphate biosynthetic process
Cellular component (GO): cytoplasm
Molecular function (GO): isopentenyl-diphosphate delta-isomerase activity
Source: RefSeq, a predicted model, not a curated record
CAUUCUUGAAUACGAUUACGUUUUCACUUUUUUUGAUAUUUGUUUAGGCCCAACUUGAAGCUAGUCAUUAACACCUCAAUUACCAAAAAAUGUUGACGUCGCGCUUGAACCUCUGGUCGCGCCUUCAGUCGAUGCGCAAAUGCAGCACCACAGCAUUGGGCCAACAAAAACAGGCAGCCUUCAAAAUCCACGAUCCUUUGCAGGCGCACGCCCUCAAAGAGCAAUGCAUUCUGGUCGACGAGCACGACAAGGCCAUCGGAGCUGCUAGCAAGGCCGACUGCCAUCGUGUGCAGCCCGGAACGGGUGACGUGAAGCUGCAUCGCGCCUUCAGUGUGUUUCUGUUCAACUCGAAGGGCGAGAUGCUUGUACAAAGGCGCUCCGUGCACAAGAUUACCUUUCCAGACACAUAUACGAAUGCCUGCUGUAGUCAUCCCUUGCAUGACAUUGAGCAGGAGCGACAGGAGUCAAAUGCCCUGGGCAUACGUUUAGCGGCUCAACGCCGUUUGAACUACGAACUGGGCAUACCCCCAGAUGAAAUAAAGCCCGAGAACUUUAACUAUUUAACGCGCAUACACUAUGCCGACGCAGGCGACGGUGUCUGGGGAGAACAUGAGAUUGACUAUAUACUCUUCCUGCAAAAGGAUGUCACACUAAAGCCCAAUGCCAAUGAGGUCAGCGAGGUGCGCUACUUGAAACGCGACGAAAUCGACGAAGCGAUAGCCAAAUUUAGUGCACCCUUGACCCCCUGGUUUGCUCUAAUAUUGCGUCAUCGGCUCAAACAAUGGUGGGACAAUUUGCAUAGACUAAAACAGUUCGAAGACUUGCAAAAUAUACAACGCUUCUGAGAACUCAAAGCACAAUACACGAUCGCAGACGCUGCAAGUUGUUGCAAUCAAGCCAAAAAUAUCUAUGUGAAAUCUCAGUUUUGUUAUAACUUUGCCAGCGAAGUGGACAUUGCCAAAAUCAUAAAGUACUAUACCAUAUCUUAAAGGCCUA